CCGCUGCGCCCGGGUUGGCUCCGGGCUGGUCCCGCCCACGGCCAGCCAUGGCGACUCCGCUCCGGCUCGGCUCAGCGCUGGCCCUGGUCACAGGUGCGGGAAGCGGCAUCGGCCGAGCCGUCAGUGUGCGCCUAGCCCGAGAGGGGGCCGCCGUGGCCGCCUGCGACUUGGACGGGGCAGCGGCACGGGAGACUGUGCGGCUGCUGGGCGGGCCUGGGAGCGAGAAGGGGGCGCCCCGUGGGGCCCACGCUGCCUUCCAGGCUGACGUGUCGGAGGCCGGGGCCGCCAGGCGCCUGCUGGAGCAAGUGCAGGCCUGCUUUUCUCGCCCGCCGUCUGUCGUCGUGUCCUGUGCGGGCAUUACUAGGGAUGAGUUUCUGCUCCACAUGUCUGAGGAUGACUGGGACAAAGUCAUAGCUGUCAACCUCAAGGGUAUCUUUCUCAUCACUCAGGCUGCAGCCCAAGCCCUGGUGUCCAGUGGUUGUCAUGGCUCCAUCAUCAACAUCAGUAGCAUCGUAGGGAAGGUGGGGAACCUGGGACAAACAAACUACUCAGCAUCCAAGGCUGGCGUGAUUGGGCUGACCCACACUGUGGCCCGGGAACUUGGCAGACAUGGGAUCCGCUGUAACUCUGUCCUUCCAGGGUUCAUUGCAACACCCAUGACACAGAAAGUGCCACAGAAAGUGCUGGACAAGGUGACUGGAAUGAUCCCGAUGGGACACCUGGGGAACCCUGAGGAUGUGGCAGAUGUGGUCGCAUUCUUGGCAUCUGACGACAGUGGAUACAUCACCGGGGCCUCAGUGGAAGUCACUGGAGGACUCUUCAUGUAACUGCCUCAAGGACCCUGGACUCUGCGCGCCCCCCACCACUCUGCGGCCUCCUGCUGACGAGGACUCCAAGUUCCCAGGCUACAAAAGAGGUGGCAGUGUAUGGCUCAGGAAUGCUGAAUAUGGGAGGCAGGGGUGCUUGUGACCUUAAUAAAUUCCAAAUCCUCUUC
Molecule: messenger RNA, 994 nt
Organism: Myotis lucifugus (little brown bat)
Lineage: Eukaryota; Metazoa; Chordata; Mammalia; Chiroptera; Vespertilionidae
Gene: HSD17B8
Product: hydroxysteroid 17-beta dehydrogenase 8
Exons: 9
Coding region: 48-827 (259 amino acids)
Biological process (GO): estrogen biosynthetic process
Molecular function (GO): estradiol 17-beta-dehydrogenase [NAD(P)+] activity
Source: RefSeq, a predicted model, not a curated record